Actinia tenebrosa (Australian red waratah sea anemone) is the source of this 2911-nucleotide messenger RNA. RefSeq names its product WD repeat-containing protein 90. NCBI's taxonomy places the organism in Eukaryota, Metazoa, Cnidaria, Anthozoa, Actiniaria, Actiniidae. The record is from RefSeq and is a predicted model, not a curated record. Gene Ontology annotation, cellular component: centriole. Gene Ontology annotation, molecular function: protein binding.
GCGGUAAAAAUUGUGUUCAGUAAAUAAAUAAUUUUUCAUGUCUUCAAAACUUUGGCAACAUCCUUUUGUCAACGUGCUGAAGCACUUUGGGGUCGGUGAGUGGAAAAAAUGUACCAAGGAAGGAGAUGUCAGUCCAAUAAUGGACAAGCAAAUGAAAGGAACCAUCUACAGAAUCAGUGGAUCAAUUCCAGCCGGCAACUACAUCCAGUUUCCUCGCACCACCACCCAAACUCUUGGUCUUACUGGACAAUACCUUUACAUCAUGUUCAAGCCAAUCCCUACCAAGUACUUUGUAGUUCACAUAGAUGUCGCUGCUAAUGAUGGCUCUGCCAUCAGGAUAUCAUUUUCUAACUUAUUCAAAGAGUUCAAGUCUACUUCAACUUGGCUGCAGUUUCCUUUUGUGUCGAACCCGUCGCCGACUUCAGUAGAAGCAAAAACCACAUCUGAUAUGCUUAUUGCAAAUCUAGUUGGUACAGCCCCACAGUCAAGCCGCUGGUCUCUCCUUGUUCUAGACCUCCAUUAUAUCCUUUCGGCUUACCUCAACCUGUCCUACGCCUACCUUAAGAACAUUCGCCUUUGUGCCAAUAUGUUCCUCAAGGGUGUAUUUACCAGUGAUGUGGAUUAUCAACCUGGAUUGACAUCUUCUGAAGCAAGAAAGCUUGGUCUGAUUGCUGAAGGUGUUAUCCCUCUACCUAAAGAAAUGGCUUUCCCUUUGCCUAAGGGAGCAGAAUGGCAGACAUUGUAUGACUAUGUAAGGUUCCCUCCAGCAAAAACUGGUACUCGCUUGGGCAUUAUUACCAAUUUAAAAGAAAAGAAGACAGAUAUACAUGUACACAGUAAGAGAAAACAAGCUGUUAAAGAAGAUAAGAAAACUAAAGAGGGUGAUGUCAAAUCCAAGGUCUACAAUCAGGAUUCCAGGCCCCAAAAACUAAAGCACCCUAAAGAAACAGAGGUAAUAUCUGAACCAUUCACAGACAGACAUGUCUAUGCAACUAUCAAGCGACCCAGUGUCCGUAAGAAGAUUCCUUCAAAGCUAGAGUCUUUCACAUAUCACCCAUCCACUUUACCACAAAAACACACCACCGUUACUGCUGACUCACAGAGUCUUAAACCAGAUCCUAUUCUGUCCCUGAAGAAAAUUAUUGGUUUUGGGGGAGGAACUUAUAAAGAGGGUCUGUGGAAUGUUAAUGGUACAAGUGUUCUAUAUCCUUGCCAUGCUAUCAUUGUAUCCAUGGAUAUAGCUACUGGUCGACAAGAAUUCUUUAUGGGACACACCGACAAGGUAUCUGCUUUGGCUUUCGAUGGUGCUGCUAACCUUCUAGCAUCGGCUCAAGCUGGUACUCCAUCCCUGAUAAGAAUCUGGAAAUACCAGACCAGGAAAUGUGCUGCUUUAUUCAGAACACAAGUCUCUGAUAUACACUGCCUCAGUUUGUCUGUCAGUGGUAAUAUACUUUGUGCUGUGGGACGAGACUCGCAUGGAAAACAGUUAGUUACUGUGUGGGACACGUCUCAAGCUGUCAGAGGGGGUCAAGUGUCCUUACUAGCCAAGGCUCACACAGAUGUCCACAUCAAUCGCAUGAGAAUUGCUGACUUUGACGAUAGCAGAAUGUUAUCGUGUGGGAAAGAAAAUAUUCGCUUCUGGCGCCUGCGUAAUGGCUCGUUACGAUCCUGUCCGAUUGAGCUUCGUCAACACUCUAUGACCGAGUUCACCGACAUCGUCUACGGCUUACGAGAAAGAUCAAGUGCUACUCCCAACAAAAUAUAUUGUAGCACUACAUCUGGAGCCAUAUACCAAAUCGAUUACCACAAGAUAGUUCUUGACCGGGUUAUCAAGCUGCUUCCUAUUGGUGGUCACCAUAGCAACAAUCAGGUGUCAAUCAAUGUGUUGGUUGUCAAUGAGAUGUUUUGUGCUACAGGCUCGGAUGAUGGGUAUUUGAGAAUGUGGACUCCUGACUUUUCUAAGGUUUUACUCGAAGCAGAACACGAAGGACCUGUAACAGUUUUAAGUCCAUCAAGGGACGGCAGUAAUAUUCUUGCCGGAACAAGCUUGGGAAACUUGGGCAUUCUCAACACCUACAACAAGUCAUACAAGACAAUCAUGAGAUCCCACACGGAAACCAUCCACGCCAUGAAUAUAGACCACACACGUCGGCGCAUAGGAACUGUCUCAGCUGACUUCACUAUACGCAUCUGGGACAUGGAUACUUUAACUCAACUGUAUGACUUCCAGGCGCCUAAAGAAGAACCCUGCGCAAUCGCGUUCCAUCCUUUUAAUACUUGUUUUGCUUCUGGGUUCAUCGAUGGCACCGUGAGAGUAUUCGAUAUACAGUCAACUAAUCUUGUUGCAGAACAUAAACAACACAGGGGGAGGGUGACAGGUCUUGUUUUUGCUCCUAAUGGUGGUUUUCUGUUCAGUUCGGGAUCACUAGGGGCGUUAGCCAUGUACUCUGCUGGUAACGACAGUUAUGACUUGGUACGUAUGCUACUGGACAUGACACCAAGAAAUGAGGACCUGGGACCCAAUGCUCUGUCGGUCAGUCAUGACAGCAAGAGACUGGCCUUUAUUGGUCCUUCAGAGUACACUAUUUGUGUUGUGGAUGCGAGGUCAUUAGAUGAGGUGCUGAGAGUCGAUAUCACUACAGUGGCAUCACCAGGACGUGCUCAUAUAGACACAGCAACAAUGGUUGCCUUCGCUACGCCAGAACUCAAUCAACUGUUAGUCGUGACAUCAUCUAAUAGGUUACUGAAGCUGAAUGGUAGUAAUGGACUGCUGUUGAGUGAAGUUUCUAACCUUCAUCGUCAUAGCUGUUCAUGUUUAGACACUUCUCCUGAUGGUCGUUACCUGGCAACGGCCGGGGACAAUCUGAUAAAAGUAUGGGACUACCAUAUGAGACUUGAUAUUAACUUCCAG